Durio zibethinus is the source of this 999-nucleotide messenger RNA. RefSeq lists its product as uncharacterized. Lineage: Eukaryota; Viridiplantae; Streptophyta; Magnoliopsida; Malvales; Malvaceae. The record is from RefSeq and is a predicted model, not a curated record.
AUGGAUAAUCUGAGAGACAGAACAAGUCGACGGUGGCCUAGCCGUAUAGCCGAAAAGUUUGUUCCCAUCUCGUUUUGGACUGAGGAUGCCGAGGGCAAUUAUCUCCUUGACAUUGAUCUUCGUGGUUUCAAACCUGAGGAGGUGAGAAUUGAGCUACCUUCAGCUGAUCAUAUAAAGAUUGAAGGAGAAAGGAUAGUGAAUGAGAACAAAUGCAUAUACAUUGACCAAACCGUCCCAUUGCCAGAGAAUUCAGAUACAGAAAACAUCGUUGGGAAAUUUAAAGGUGAACAUCUCCACAUUACAGUCCCAAAGAGAAUGGUAGAACAAAAUAAAGAAGAGGAGAGUAAGAAUGGAAAUGGCAACAAAAGUAGUGCAGAAGGAGGGAGUUCACAAGAGGAAGAAGAAUCAAACGACAAUGGCGAAAAUAAAAGGAAACAUGAACAUGGUCAUGUUGCUGCUAAACAGAGUCACGACAGCAACGAAACUCGUCGUGUUGCUAGUUUCCCCGAAGAGAGUAUAAAGAAAUGGGAAGAAAAAGAUGGUUUCCAAGAAGAGGAGGUGAUGGUUGGACUUGCUUACCCUGGCCAUGUAACAAUCAGUGGAGAAAGGAUAGUGAAUAAUGACAAAUGCAUAUAUUUUGCACAAACUUUACAACGACCAGCGACUAUUGAUAUGAAUAAGACAGGUCAAAAUUUUGAGGAUGAAAUGCUCUGUCUAACUUUCCCAAAGAGAGUGGAAGAAAAGAAUGAAAAUGGUAACCCUGCGGCAGAAAAGAAUGCACAAGAAGAACUAAUGGAUGAUGAAAAUAAAAGAAAACAUGAUGAACAUGGCCAUGCUGAGAAUGAAGAACAGGGCAAGCAAACUGAGGAUCAUGUUGUUAGUGUUCACAAAGAGAUGAGAAAUAAGGGAAGUGCUUUUGACAAAAAGGAGAGGGGCCAUGGUUUGGAGGUGGAAUCAUGUGCCUUGCAGAGGCAUCUACCACCAACGGUGCUUGUAUGA